Alternaria arborescens is the source of this 1005-nucleotide messenger RNA. RefSeq lists its product as hypothetical. The record is from RefSeq and is a predicted model, not a curated record. NCBI's taxonomy places the organism in Eukaryota, Fungi, Ascomycota, Dothideomycetes, Pleosporales, Pleosporaceae. Gene Ontology annotation, molecular function: protein binding. Bases 1 to 1005 code for a protein of 334 amino acids. The transcript has 2 exons.
AUGGGCGAGCCAUCAACUACAUGUUCCUUUGAGGAACUUAUCCAAUCAAAACUAUUUACGUUCUAUGUUGGGAAAGAAAAGAAGGCCUUCGUUGUUCAUUCUAAAGCAAUCGCCGCAACCUCAUGGCAUUUCCAUGCGCUUGUGAGCAAUGGCAUGGUGCAGUCGCAAGAGGGGUCUGUCGAGUAUCCUGACAUGGAUGCAUGUGAUUUUGCUCGCUUCGUCGAGUACGCCUAUCGUAAUGAUUACACUCCGCCUUCCUGGACCAUGGAUGAGAGAACCGUGGAGAACCGCAGCAUGAACGGAACUAUCCGCAAUGGCGAAGACGCACAGUCACCGACAAAGUCAGAGUUAGAGGAGCUGGAACUAGAAGUUCUGGAGGCUGAACAGACUCUGGCGGCUGGACAGGCUGAAGAGACUCUACGUAGUUCGGCGGUAGUAGCAGAAACCCUUGUUGGUCUUAAUCAAUAUACGGGGUUGAAAACAUUCAAAGCAAGAAGGGAAGCAAAGAUUAGGGAAAAAGCUGCCCGAGAGACUCAGUCUCUGCGCCAAAGCUUCGGCGAACGCCAGUAUCUCAUGCAGAAUGAGCCCCCAACGCAAAUACAGCUCGACUUUCUGCCUAAACGAAACUCUAAGCGCACUCAGAACUUCACGCCCAUCUUCCUAGCGCACGCGCGUCUCUAUACCUUCGCCUGCAUGCGCCUCGUUGACCCACUUAAGCGCCUGGCCCUACACAAGCUUCAUCGAACUCUUCUCCCGUUCAGACUUUACAGUCGACGAGUGGGCGAUGUGAUAGAUCUAGCUAGAUACGCGUAUGACCAUGGAGAGGACAGGAAGCCCGAUGGAACGAUUGAGGAUCUCAGGAAGCUAGUGGUUGAGUACAUAGUAUGUGAGGUGUCGACUAUUGGGAAGCACGAAGCGUUUGCAAUCCUGUUGCAGGAAGGUGGGGAAUUUGUGGUUGACUUUUGGAGUAUCAUUGCCAAGGAGGAUCUUGGUCUGUACGCGUAA